Messenger RNA from Mycena indigotica, 1140 nucleotides. Its product is annotated as C3H1-type domain-containing protein. Lineage: Eukaryota; Fungi; Basidiomycota; Agaricomycetes; Agaricales; Mycenaceae. The transcript has a single exon. Gene Ontology annotation, molecular function: metal ion binding. The coding region runs from base 1 to 1140 and encodes 379 amino acids. The record is from RefSeq and is a predicted model, not a curated record.
AUGACCGAUGGCUCAAUCCAAUCCCCGCAUGACGCGCCCGUGGCUUUCACCGAACAGCAACGAGCCACUCUCAAGGGCGUGGUUGACAAGUAUGCCGCUGGGGAGCUUGACCGAGCUGCUGCAGUUGUCCACCUCACCAUCGCCCUUGGCAACAUCUGUGUCGCCCUCAAGGUCCCCUUCUCCGCCACCAUUCUCCGUCCCUACAUCGAAGAGCUCGAGGGUGUCGAUAACCAGCGUGGGGCCGGGGACGGCAGCAGUAGCGGCGGUGCCGGCGGAUCAAACAACAAGCGGAGGCGAGACGACGACGACGAAGAGCAGGCGCCGCAGAAACGUCAAAGAAUCGACUAUGCGGAGCUCCUUCGCCCGGCCCUUUCGGCCGACGAAUUUCUUGACACGGUCGUCUCGGCCAAAGCGCUCCUGGUCGCCUCUCGAGUCCAGAAGUUCUCGGAGGACCCGAAGGAAGCAGUCCGAGUCGUGGUCAACUCGCCGCUCGCCCCUGCCUUCCCUCCAGGACUCUGGAAGCUGGUCCUCCUCGACCAAUAUGUCGACUUCAAUCUCAUCCGUGCCAACACGUUCGCGACAGAACCCGAGCGAGCCUCUGAGCUCGUCAUCGGAGAUGGAGAGUUGGAAGUCCGUAAGCCGCGAGCCAGCUCACAGAUCACUAGCGCAGCCCAGUGGAAUGACGCGUUCUGGAUCUACUCAGAGGCAGUCAAUUUCGCUUUCCCUGGCCGCGAACAAGAGCUACGCGCCUACAACCGGCACAUCAACAAUACCUUCUCCAGCACCCACGACUCCUGCCACCACCGCGUCUUCAAGUACGACCGCGCGCUCCGUGUCUAUAUCGGUCAGACACGGAGUCUCCUCCUUGACGACGCGCGCACCCUUGAUCAAAUCCGGCACGCCCAUCUCUCCGAAACUGGGCUCCACGUCGUUGGAGACAUCGAGCGGCACCCGCGACAGCAACAAGCUCGUGAAAGGGGGGCCCGGCCAAAGCAACGGACGGGUCCAGUGGAACUUUGCCGCAACUACAACGCAAACCGCUGCGCGUUGGCGCACUGCAAGUAUCGCCACGCCUGCAUCGAAUGCCAAGGGCCCCAUCCCGCUUGCGAGUGUCCUGACAAGUCCACCCGACGCGUCUGA